AUAGCCCCACUUAUUUUUACACCCUCACACUGUGUCUGUGUUGUUGCUGUCGGCCGGGGAACACCUGGAAAUGGCGAGUAAGCUUGUGCCAACGGAAGUAGAAGAACUCCUACCCUCUGUGGAUGACACAAAGCUAGGUACCGGUGACCUAUUCAAUAUUGAAAAUGAGGUACUUGAUAUUUCACCACAAUGGAAGAAAUUUGGAGGUGCAUUGAAUAUUGACGAAAAGGUACUAGAAGAAUUGCGGCUGAGAAGAGAGGCGACCCAGGAGAAUGUCUGCGUGAGACGCUGCAUGAGUUCCUGAAGAUGAACUAUGACACCAAGGCUCACGGGCAACCUUCGUGGAGGCUCAUUGUGCAAGCAGUGGCACACCGCAAUGGAGGAAACGACAAAGAGGUUAGCACUGGAUAUCGCCCACAACCACUCUACAACAAAGACUACCAAUGGUGCCUCUGGUAAUGGACCCACUGGAGGAGGUGCUAGGCUGAGAACUCUGGCAAGGCUGAGAACACUGGCAAGGCUGAAAACAAGGCCAUCCUUAAAAAAGUAUUUUAGACCGACUCAAGAGAUAGCCCCUCACUGGGAAGACGUGGUCACCUACCUUGGCAUCAGUCAGGCAGUGAUUGUCAAUGCCAAGAGGCAGCUCAGUGACACCGACUCAGUCAGGGAGGCACUUCGGGAGUGGAUAACAUCAGACGUGGAGGCAUCCUGGUCGAAGCUGAUAAAUGCGAUGAAAACUGUACCUGGUCUGGUGGUUUCAGCCAAGGAGUUCCGUACUGCACUUCUCCACAUUGCCGACGACGACAGUGAUGACGACGAUUAG
Messenger RNA from Geodia barretti, 823 nucleotides. The record is from the annotation of a GenBank genome assembly. Lineage: Eukaryota; Metazoa; Porifera; Demospongiae; Tetractinellida; Geodiidae.